Molecule: messenger RNA, 4060 nt
Organism: Trachemys scripta elegans
Lineage: Eukaryota; Metazoa; Chordata; Testudines; Emydidae
Gene: ADAM22
Product: ADAM metallopeptidase domain 22
Exons: 32
Coding region: 277-3156 (959 amino acids)
Biological process (GO): proteolysis
Cellular component (GO): postsynaptic density membrane
Molecular function (GO): metalloendopeptidase activity
Source: RefSeq, a predicted model, not a curated record
GUCUCUCUACUAGAGGGCUCUGAAUGUGGAUGAGGAGAGAUGGGAGGAGCGUGAAUUCACUUAAGCUACAGCAAACCACCCAAUGCAGUAAAAGAUCCUGAAGGCUAACGGAAGCCAGUAAAACACAAUGCAGUACUGAGGAAGCAGCAGCAAUGCACGGCUGGACAUAGAACACACAGGACGGCGAGAGCGCAAAGCUGCUCAAUAUUGCACCAUGCUGACCUGUCUCUGAUAAUUUCCAAGGCGGGUGGGUGGGGGGAACUGAAGGACACAGCCAUGCAGCCGGCUGCUUACCUGCUCUCCUUGAUGCUCUGUGCCUUGGGGACCUUCUUUCUGGUUCAUUCCAGGCAGGCAGGAGCCGCCUUGUUGACGGAGAUGGAGAGAAGGGCUGAAAACCGAUUUCUGGAGAGGCAGAAUAUCGUCCCCCUCCGCCUGAUCCCCCGCCCGGAAGACGGCACCCAGACUGGGCACGGGGUGCUCAACACUCGGGUCAGCAGCCGCUCGGAUCGGAAGCAGUCCACUCAUGUUGCCCGAGCCAGCUUCCAGGUUGAUGCAUUUGGGUCAUCAUUCAUUCUAGAUGUAAUGCUAAACCAUGAUCUGCUGUCUUCAGAAUACCUUGAGAGGCAUAUCGAGCAUGGAGGAAAGACAGUGGAAGUUAAAGGAGGAGAGCAUUGCUAUUAUCAGGGCCAAAUCCGAGGAAACUCAGAAUCAUUUGUUGCCUUGUCAACAUGCCAUGGACUUCAUGGGAUGUUCUAUGAUGGGAAUCAUACUUAUCUUAUUGAACCAGAAGAAAGCUACACUUCACACGAGGAUUUCCAUUUCCACUCUGUUUACAAAUCCAGGUUAUUUGAAUUUCCUUUGGAUGACCUGCCAUCUGAAUUCUGGCAAAUGAACACCACAUCACAGAAGUUUGUUGUAAAGCCAAGACACAAAAGGAGUAAAAGGCAGGUUCAUCAGAUUUCACGUAAAGUUGAGGAGGAAACAAAAUACAUUGAGUUAAUGAUUGUGAAUGAUCAUCUAAUGUGUAAAAAACAUAGAUUAUCAGUCGGCCAUACGAACAGCUAUGCUAAAUCAGUGGUGAACGUGGCAGAUUUAAUAUAUAAAGAACAACUUAACACCAGGAUAGUAUUGGUUGCCAUGGAAACCUGGGCUACUGAUAACAAGUUCACCAUAUCUGAAAACCCAUUGGUGACUCUACGUGAGUUUAUGAAAUAUAGGAGAGAUUUUAUCAGAGAGAAAAGUGAUGCAGUUCACCUUUUUUCGGGGAGUCAAUUUCAGAGCAGUCGGAGUGGUGCAGCCUACAUUGGUGGAAUUUGUUCACUAUUGAAAGGUGGAGGUGUGAAUGAAUUUGGAAAGCCAGACUUACUUGCAGUGACAUUGGCACAGUCGUUAGGCCACAAUCUUGGCAUUUUUUCAGAUAAAAGAAAACUACUAACUGGUGAGUGUAAGUGUGAGGACACAUGGUCUGGAUGUAUAAUGGGAGACACUGGUUAUUAUCUUCCAAGCAAGUUCUCCAAGUGUGACAUUGAGGAGUAUCAUGAAUUUUUGAACAACGGAGGUGGCGCCUGCCUCUUCAAUAAGCCAUCCAAGCUUCUAGAUCCUCCAGAAUGUGGCAAUGGUUUUGUUGAAGAUGGAGAAGAGUGUGACUGUGGUACUACUGCAGAGUGUGCCAUUGAAGGAGGAGAUUGCUGUCAUACAUGCACCCUGACUGCAGGCUCACAGUGCAGCAAUGGGCUUUGCUGUAGAAAGUGUCAGUUUGAAUCUAAAGGAGUUGUGUGUCGAGAUGCGGUAAAUGAUUGUGAUAUUCCAGAAAACUGCACAGGAAACUCCAGCCAGUGUUCUCCCAAUAUUCACAAAAUGGAUGGGUAUUCAUGUGAUAACAAACAGGGUAUUUGUUUCGGAGGAAGAUGUAAAACCAGGGAUCGGCAGUGUAAAUAUAUCUGGGGUGAAAAAGUGACAGCUGCUGACAGAUACUGCUAUGAGAAACUGAAUAUUGAAGGGACUGAGAAAGGUAACUGUGGAAGGGGCAAGGACACUUGGAUACAGUGCAACAAACAGGAUGUGCUUUGUGGAUAUCUUCUGUGUUCCAAUAUCUCUAAUGUCCCAAGACUUGGAGAACUUGAUGGUGAAAUCACAUCUUCAGUCAUACAGCUGGGGAAAUCCUACAACUGCAGUGGUGGCCAUGUUAAGCUAGAUGAAGAAACAGACCUGGGCUAUGUUGAGGAUGGAACGCCAUGUGGCCCAGAGAUGAUCUGUUUUGAGCGCAGAUGUCUCCCCACUGAUUCCUUUAACUUCAGCAUCUGUCCAGGCACUACAGAUGACAAAAUUUGUUCAGGACAUGGAGUUUGCAGCAAUGAAAUCAAGUGUGUGUGUGAUCGAUUCUGGGUAGGAGAUGACUGCAACACCGCUUACAAAGAUGCUUCAAUUUUUGAUGAAGAAAUGGCAGGCAAAGGUGUUGUUAGUACAAAUAUAAUAAUAGGGGCUAUUGCUGGCACCAUUUUAGUGUUGGCUCUCGUUUUAGGAAUAACUGGAUGGGGUUACAAAAACUAUCGGAGACAGAGACAAAUACCACAGGGAGAUUAUGUAAAAAAGCCUGGAGAGGCCGACUCUUUUUAUAGCGACAUGCCUCCUGGAGUCAGCACAAAUUCUGCAUCUAGUUCUAAGAAGAGGUCUGCCUUUCUGUCGCAUUUUCAGAUUUCUACCUGUUCCAUCACCCAUUAUUCCAUUAGUCAGAACAUUUCAUUGUUUUGCAGCAGGUCAAAUGGAUUAUCUCAUUCAUGGAGUGAAAGGAUUCCAGACACAAAGCAUAUUUCAGACAUCUGUGAAAAUGGGAGACCUAGAAGUAACUCGUGGCAAGGUAAUAUAGGAGGAAACAGAAAGAAAAUCAGAGGCAAAAAAUAUAGGCCACGGUCUAAUUCAACUGAGUAUUUAAACCCCUGGUUCAAAAGAGAAUAUAAUGUAGCUAAGUGGGUAGAAGAUGUGAAUAAAAACACUGAAGGACCAUACUUUAGGACUCUGUCUCCUGCAAAGUCUCCAUCUUCCUCUACUGGAUCUAUCGCCUCCAGCAGAAAAUACCCAUACCCGAUGCCUCCACUUCCUGAUGAGGAGAAGAAAGCUAAAAGACAAAGUGCCAGGCUAUGGGAGACUUCCAUUUAGUUCUACAGUUUACCUGGGUGACAUCAGAACUGUUACUUCAAAUUUUAUAGAAACUCAGCAUCACUGAGUCAUUGCACAUUCAUCUGCUCUUCAGACAAUUUGAAAGAACAACAGAGAUGCCAGUGAUCACAGAGAGAACCUGCUCUCAUACCCAAGGGGGAAAAAACAACAUGUUUUGCUGUUGAUUAGAAUUCUAUUAAAUCUGUAAAGAAUAACCAAAAAUCACAAAAAUUAACAUGGGAUAAAUAGAUUGAAUAUGAUAAGAUUAUUCUGCAUGAUGACCAAUAUAUGUAGAAAUACAACUAAAACUCAUGUACAAAUCCCGAAUAAAAGAGGUUUUUCUUUGGUUUAUGCAGUCCCAAAUAACAACAAAAUUGAGUUCAGAAUUUUGUAUUCUGAAGCACGUGACCAAUGUAAACAUUAUGCUAUGUGCAUGAACCCUCAGUUCUUUACAAGUAAGGGGAAAACCACGUACUGUAGUAGAAAUUAGCAUGCAGGAGUAAGAAAUGUAGAAUUUUGCUACAGGAUGUUAAGUUUUGAGAGGCAUAAACUUCAAACAAACAAGAACUAUAUCUUUUUUACCUUUCGUGUUUAUAAUCUCCAUAUAUAAAUUGUAUAUAUGUAAACAUUUUAAAAUGUGAAAACAGCUGUAACACACAUGUAUUUUGCCAAAUGCCUAAAGAAACAAUCAUGACUAACAUCAUCACACUUCAAGUGUUCUGAAUAUUAUGAGCAGACAGCUUUGGAAAUACAACAGUUCUAGUGCUGUAAAUGUGUUUCUCAGCAAACUGGUGUUUGACCAAAAUCUCCACAAUCUGGGAAUAUAUUUGUUCUAAUCACCAGAAAAAUCAAAGUUCAAUGAUGCUUUGGCUUAAAUCACCACCCAAGGAACCAGCAAAAAUAA